Messenger RNA from Centruroides sculpturatus (bark scorpion), 1194 nucleotides. RefSeq lists its product as uncharacterized. Lineage: Eukaryota; Metazoa; Arthropoda; Arachnida; Scorpiones; Buthidae. The record is from RefSeq and is a predicted model, not a curated record. The transcript has 5 exons. Bases 29 to 634 code for a protein of 201 amino acids.
AAAACUUCACCAGACGAAACUUUUGUGUAUGAAUUACAUGAUAGAUAUCAUAAACAUUCAACUAAUCAAAAAUAUGCAAUUGAUUAGAAAUGUCAUUUCAAAGGAUCUUGAAACAGAUUUGUUGCUGAUUAGUGAGAUGAAUCUGUACAAGUUAGCUUAUAUAGACAUUGCCCUGAAGUACAAGAAACAUUUAAACUUCAUUGAUUUCUCUUACGCUUCCGUCAUUUUGUCCAUAGUUGAUGACAAACACGAGGAAUUCGUAAACAAUAUAACGACACUAUCCGACUUAGUUAACAAUUUUUCUAAGGAAUUCGGAAAGAUUUUUAUAAAAAUUUUAAAGAUUUGGAUAUUUUUAGAACACGAUCUCGAAACGGAAAACAUAAGAUCGUAUCAUCCGAGAAAUAUUCAUAUAAUUAGAAGGAGAUAUCGUUAUCGGUUAUUAAAUUAUGGAAUAUAUCCCCUUAUGCUAUCAGAAAAGCUGGAAAGAUUUCGUAAAAUCUUAAAUCAUAGCGUGAAGAAUAUCAUUAAACUGUAUAAGCCGCAAUGUUACGUAAUCUUGGAUGUAUUUAAUGAUUGCCAAUCCGUUGUUGCUACAUACAAUAUGUAUCAGAAGUUCCAACAUUUAAAAUUGUAAUAAUCAACUGAAAGUUUGGAAUGUAAAUUCUAAAAGAUACGAUCGCUUAUAAUGGGGAUAACAACAAAUGAAGGUAUAACUUCUGAAGGUAUAACUAAAGUAGGCCUACUUCGAGUCUGUCUUGAUGUGAUAAGCCCUCCAAUUUAUUAAAACCCUAUCUAUUACGAUAACUAAUUCAAUCGAAAUAAAAAAUGGCCGUAGUAGUCGGUCACGGGUUCGCGCCUGAUUCCGGAAAACUCCACGUGCUAGCCCAGGCACGUGGAGUUUUCUGGGCUUUCUUCACGUUCCAAAAUAUAAAUAGAAGAAAAUGGCCUCGAAAAGACUUCUUGAGAGACACCUCUGCUUGGCAUAUCGGGAGACAUCGUGUCAAAUGUUUCAUCAAUCCAACGUCUGAGCUAAAUGACAACGAAAUCAAUUUUAUAAAAUUAAGUAUAUUUAAAAAUUUAUAUCAAACAGAAAAAUCACAUUGUGAUAUAUUUUAUAUAAUGUAAAUCAAUGUAAAUAUAUUUUCAAUGAAGUCACUUCAUACUUUUGUCACCGGAAAAGUCUUGUUCUUCAAU